Molecule: messenger RNA, 417 nt
Organism: Leptosia nina
Lineage: Eukaryota; Metazoa; Arthropoda; Insecta; Lepidoptera; Pieridae
Source: the annotation of a GenBank genome assembly
AUGGACAGUGAUUUUGGUGAUGCUGAUAGACUUUUGUGGCAGUGCUCCGCGAGGUUAACGCACGUGCUCUAUCCUGAAACAUGCGUUGGAUUACGAGCGGCCGCCCGGAAUGCGGCCUCCGCCCCGCGGCGCGUUGCCGGCGUCGAACGCGCCGCGCGUAGCGUAAUAAAUAAAGGCGGGGCACCGCUGCGUGCGCGCGCACCCUCCUGUACUCGGGUCAUUGACUCAGGCCUGUCCGCUGUCGCUACCAUAACCGUCACUGCCAACAUUGCCGAAGACAAUUCCCGGAAACGGUACUACGCUCUUGGCCUAGCCGCGCCUCGCCUGUCUAUUAUAUGUCCAAUGUCAAUGCCGUUGUUUGAACGUAACGGUCCAAACCAUUUCUCCAAUACCAUGUUGCUUUCGAUCGCAGUCUAA